UUGCUCAGCUGCCAUGUUGUUUGUUUUCUCUCCCCUCCGACGCAGCGGCUGACUUUAUGGCCGCUCGCUGCUCGUCUUCGGCGGACACUUUCUGAUGACACGCACCGCCCCGUCCGGUGAUACUCUCAUUGCUCCACCGACUCUUUCCAACCCCCCGCACAGACACACAGCAGCCUCACAAAGCGCCGCCUGGUGAGGGGAAGAUGGUGGAUCGGCUUGCCAACAGCGAGGCCAACUCCAAGCGCAUAGCGGUGGUGGAGAGCUGCUUCGGGGCGGCGGGCCAGCCUUUGGCCAUCCCGGGUCGCGUGCUGAUCGGCGAAGGCGUGCUGACCAAACUGUGCCGCAAGAAGCCCAAAGCGCGGCAGUUCUUCCUCUUCAACGACAUCCUGGUGUACGGCAACAUUGUCAUCCAGAAGAAGAAGUACAACAAGCAGCACAUCAUCCCGCUGGAGAGCGUCACCAUCGACACCGUGCCCGACGAGGGUGACCUGCGCAACGGCUGGCUCAUCAAGACGCCCACCAAGUCCUUCGCCGUUUACGCCGCCACCGCCACGGAGAAGUCGGAGUGGAUGAACCACAUCGGCAAGUGCGUGGGCGAGCUGCUGCAGAAGAGCGGCAAAACGCCCACCAGCGAGCACGCCGCCGUCUGGGUUCCCGACUCGGAGGCCACUGUCUGCAUGCGCUGCCAGAAGGUCAAGUUCACGCCCGUCAGCCGCCGCCACCACUGCAGGAAGUGCGGCUUCGUGGUGUGCGGCCCCUGCUCCGACAAGAAGUACCUCCUGCCCAGCCAGUCGUCCAAGCCCGUCCGCGUCUGCGAGUUCUGCUACGGGCAGCUGACGUCGGGCGCGCGCUCGGACUCAUUCGCCCGGCCCUCGUCUCACUUUGACAUGUCCGACGACGACGACGAGGACGACAGCAGUGACUGAGAGGGGCGGAGCCAGCUAGACCUCCCGGGACUGAGUGGUGGCAUCGCCACGCAACGCUGAGGUCCGGAUGAUGGACACGCCCCUUUUGUCCUCUAGCUCCUCCCUCUUCUGUCCCCAGCCAAUCAUCUCUGCACGGGGAAAAAGCUUUCUUUUCCAAUUCAAUUAGCUGCUGGUGACAAAUCAAGCCUGUGCCUCCACGCUCACCUCCGUGCCUUCUACAACAUCAGCAGGUCUUCUUCUACAACAUCAGCAGGUCUUCUUCUACAACAUCUGCAGGUCUUCUUCUGGAACAUCAGCAGGUCUUCUUCUACAACAUCAGCGGUUCUUCUGGCAAAAAAAGCAAAACAUUCGGUGCUUUGACGAGCACAUCCUGUGUCCUGCAGUUGCCAUGGCAACCAUUCCUGGGCUUCCACCGAGACACUAACACCACGUCUCUUUGAGGGACUACGUUCCUCCGGUCUUAGCGGAGGACCAGGACCCACGUCGGCAGAAGUAUCAGGACGGCUGCAGGAACCCGGACGUUUGCACACGAGGUAAAUCGUCCGUCCAUUCGCACUUCAGUAGCCGCCCGUUUUCUUUUUACUCCGCUUUAAACUUUAAAAUCUUUCGGGUUUCAUCAGUGUUUUGAUGGCGCUAUCUGCAGGGGCGGGGGUUUCGGCAGCUGUCUAUCUAGCAGGGGGCGAUGUGUCAUGUCAAUUCACACAGCUUCAUGCGUAUCAAUACUGUUGUUUUGAUGUGUCAACCUAAAGGUAUUCAACUAGCGACUCGGGGGACAAAUCGGACACCAUAGCGGUCCUCCGGGUUCAGUUCAAAACUUGGGAGAGCGAAUAUUUUUGCAGAAAAUUCCUAAAAACACUAGUGUGCUCCUGUUGUUUCGACGUAAACACGUUUUACGCAUUUCACUUUGCCAACAAACAUUAGCAUGGGGGUCCAAACUUGUGAUUUACAUAAUGGAGGCGUUCCUCAAGGCACCCCUUUAAGUCCUCUCCUUUUUUGGCAGUUACACUUUUUUCCGUACCGUGACUGACUGUAGUUUGUUUACAUCAGAUGCAGUUCAACUUCUUGAGUUGUCGUUGUGGUGUUCCUCAGGGUUCAAUCUUAGGUCCUCUGGUUUUCAUCAUUUGGGCUUCUAAACUGUUCCAAAAAAAAAAAUCAAAUUUUUGCAGCACGUUCUUAAAACCACUAGAGUGCUGUCAUAAAAAUGUUUGGGGAAGAUCCUAAAAAAAAACAAAAAAAAAAAACGAGCGUUCCUGUAACUGAGAAAACAAAAAUGGACCCACAUCAAAUGUCCACUGUAGAGGACGGGGGUGACACAAAACAGGACUUAUAAGGGAGGAGCGGAUCAGUCCGGCCCUCGGCUCUCUGGAAAGGUGGCCCUUAAAACAAUUGAGAUCCGCAAAAAGAGGCAUUUUUAUAACUUUAUUAUGUUCACGUUCAAUCAAUACAAGACCAAGAGCAGAACUCUUCCAUGAGGUUUUGAACUAUUUGCCAUGCGACCCAGGUUGGACCAGUUCUAGUUGUUCCACACCAAAACUUCACAGACCUUCCUUAAGCACCAGCACCAGAAAACUGUCCAAACUGUGAUUCAGGGACGACUGUGAUUGGAUCGGAGCCGUGUCCCAACACUUUUGCCAUUUUGUCCAUUUUUUGCGUCUUUUACUCCUUGUUACUUUUCAAAAUACUUUUUUUUUUUUGGGUUCGAUAAUUACCGUCUAAAAAUUAAGAAGUGAGUUUUAUUUUCGGGACUGUGUGCGCGUGCGUGUGCGUGUGUGUGCGCGCGUGUGUGUGUAUGUAUGUGUGUGUGUGUGUGUGUGUGUGAUGUGACAAGUUUCUCUUCCCAGCCGAGUUUAUAGUGUGAAAGGAGGGGGAAAAAAAGGGAUUUUUUUCUUGUUUUUUUUGUCCUGUACGAUAAUUUGUUGUGUAAAAUGAAAGAGAAUGUCGCUAUAUAAUUAUUUCUAUUGUUUUUGUUUGUUGAGCAAUUGUGCGUCGAGGGAAUCUUUCACGCUAAUACAACCGUUUUUAUUUUUCGUCAUCUAAUGCAGAACCACCUCAGAAAACACCAUCAUGGCCAGCAUUAAUACGUAGUAGCAUAGUAGGCCUAAGUAUUCGUUAAAAACUAGGCAGGGGUAUUGUUUAAAAAUAUUUACCGUAUUUUCCAGACUAUAGAACACACGGAUAUAUAAGCCGCACCCACUAAAUGUGAGAAGAAAACUUUUUUCCAUGUAUUAGCCGAAACCAGACUAUUAGCUGCAGAUGUAUACGUUGUGAAAUUAGUUAUUUACACAGAAAUAUUCUGUAAAUGUUUAUUUACAUACCUUAAUUGUUUCCAAACAUGGUCUGUAACAUGGCAGUAAAACGGCUGAUCAAAAAAAACAUAAGUCAUCAUGUAUUCACUGGCUGCGGAAGCUAGCUCUCCGAUCAGCUAAACUGACUAACUCUGACUUACAAAACUGGAACAAUACAAAAAAAUAUAUAUUGUACGUUAAUAAUACUAACACUUUAACUAAUGCUAACGACGCUAGCACGUAAAAAUAUGCAUGAAAACACUCCUACAGACAUCACACAUGGGACGGUUUAGUAAGUAUGAAUUGUUUUAGUUAUAUUGUAAAACUUACAAACGUUGCUUGGAGUGCUGAAUGAAGAAUCCAUACAAGUACAAACGCUAUGGACGGCUAGAAGACUGAACGGCACGUCUACUUCCGGUUGAAAGCUCAGUCCAAAGAUAACGGCGCUGCAGUAACUUGUCCAAAAGGUGGCGCCGUAGCACAAACAACACACCUUCUCAGUGUGUUCGCUUGUGGGUUUUUUAAAAAACUUUUUGCAUUAUAAUCUGGAAUUUACGGUAAAAAAAAGGCCACUAACAGACAGUUUGAACAAUAAAACUGUGUUUGAAUAUUUCAUUGAUUGUGGCGUACCACCACAGUUUGAAAAUCACUAAUCUGAUGCCAGGAAAAAACAACUAAAUCAUACAUUUGAUGGUUAUAUAAAUAAUAAUAAAUGAGAAAAUACCAAACUAUAUUUAGUAGAGUGAUUGUGCUCGCGUGAAAGAUUCCUUCAAUGCGUGUUUACAUGUCUUCUAAUUGGGAGGUCAUAUGACGUCUAAUAGUGGGCGUGGCCUUAAAGAGUCAAAUACAUUUAACGACAGAGUCAAAGUAGAGCUCUGUUUAACACACUAGCUGCGGGGGUCCCUGAACGCAGCAUCAAUGAGAUCCGGCUGAAAGGUCCACGACAACAUGAGCGGGUCAGUUCCUGGAACGUUUCUUCCGCGUUUAAUCCGAUUGUUUGCUUAAAAAUAAGGGGGGGCUUUAAGGAGAAUGUAAAACUGCAGCUUCAUUAACGGUUUGAUUGAUCAAUGUGUUGCUUCCAGCUGACAUGUUGUCUUCACAGAGUGAAGGCUAAAUAUAAAAACAUGAAAUAUGCAA
This is a messenger RNA of Nerophis ophidion (straightnose pipefish), 4348 nucleotides long. It is a transcript of the gene plekhf2, whose product is annotated as pleckstrin homology domain containing, family F (with FYVE domain) member 2. The coding region runs from base 204 to 926 and encodes 240 amino acids. Gene Ontology annotation, molecular function: phosphatidylinositol binding; metal ion binding. Lineage: Eukaryota; Metazoa; Chordata; Actinopteri; Syngnathiformes; Syngnathidae. The transcript has 2 exons. The record is from RefSeq and is a predicted model, not a curated record.